Messenger RNA from Clunio marinus, 2877 nucleotides. The record is from the annotation of a GenBank genome assembly. NCBI's taxonomy places the organism in Eukaryota, Metazoa, Arthropoda, Insecta, Diptera, Chironomidae.
AUUCGGUGGAAAAUGUUGAAGUGAGCGGUUGUUGACGAAGUUUGCUUAAGAAUUUCUUUUAAACUUUUUUUAUUUAGAUUGAAAGCGAGUUUUUAUUUAAAGAAAGCUUAAAAUUUCUUGAUAACGUAAAUUAAUCGAUUUAAUAUUAUUUAAACAAAAGAAACAUCAAAAUCCAAUGCAUUUUUGUACGGAAUAGUAAAUCUACAUGCAGGGAUUUGUGACAGCUAACUGAAAUUUAAACGGAAGGAUUCUAAAAAUAAAGAUACAAUCAUCGUCAAUUAACAAGUGGAAAAAAAGAGAAGCAAAGUGUUUUGAAGAGUUUUAAGCACAUAAAAAAUUGGAAGUAAAAGAAUUUCAAAGGCAAUAAACAUCAUCGCAGUGAUAAUUUGUGAAUUUUUUAAAGAAAAAUUAUGAUUCAUUGAGCAAAGCGCACUUCCUAUUCACUACUAAUAAAGACGGAACUUAAAUAAAAAAAAGUGAUUCUCAUAAUUUGGAAUUGAGAUUUAAUGACACCGAGCAAAGAAAUAAAUAUUUAAUGCAUUACAUCAUUUUAAUUUGACUUUAAAAUUGGUGUAGAUUUUUAACUAAGCUUAUAUCUUCUUGGACUCACAUCAUCAAGAACACAACCAACUGGAAAAUAAAACUAUAAUUAAAGAUUGUUGGAAGUAUGAAGCUAUUACCAAUACCAUUAUCACCACUCAGCGGGCCACCUUUAGGAAUGUGGGGUUCUGAUUUACUUUGGCGUUAUCCUCCAGCACCACCAAGUCCUUUGGCUGAAUUGAAGACACAAUUGCCGACACAAUUAUCAACUGAUCCAAGAUUGUGGGGACGUGAAGAAGUCACAAUUUUCUUAAGAUGGACGGAGCGUGAAUUUGAUUUACCCAAAUUUGAAUUGGAUUUAUUUCAAAUGAAUGGCAAAGCUCUUUGCUUGUUGACGAAGAAUGAUUUAGGCGAAAGAUGUCCUGGCGCUGGAGAUAUUAUUCAUAAUGUUCUGCAGCUUCUUAUUCGUGAUGCUCAAAGUCUUAAUCGACAUUUACCAAGCAGUCCAGUGACACCAACAAGUCGAUAUCCUUUGUCACCUCACAGCCAUCCACCAACACCAAAUUGGAGCUCAUUAGCGCCACCGGAUAAUCCUUUUUAUGCCUCACAUUUACAACAUUUCAUGGCAUCAAACUCGGUGACUCUCAGCCCAGCACCUUCGAUAGAGUCGCAGAAUGGGAGUCCACCACAAAAUCAACAAGAAACAGCUUCAACAGUCUUCGCAAGCGGAAACAUUAAAUCAGAAAAUACUCGUUCGAACGAGAACAACACAGAAUUGAGAAUGAACAGUACAAGCGGAAGUGACUCUGCUGGAGGUUCCAGUAUUCAAGCUAGUACGAGUUCAGGAAGUAGUAGUCAUCAAAGCGAUUCCGAUGAAGAGAAUCAAAACCAAUAUAAGCAAAGAAAAAUAUCAAAAUUGCUUCCACCACCAAUCACUCACUCAUCUUCGUAUCAAUCUUCAUAUCAACAAAGUCCACCCGUGACCCCAAACAUGAAACAUGAAACAACAAAUUUACUUUUACAACAUCAACAACAACAAGUUCAUAAGCAUUUGGGACUUGAAUAUUCACAACAUGGUUUGUUCUUUAACAAUCAACAUGAUUCAUCGAACAACACAAGUGGUUCAAGUAGUGCUAGCCCAUCAACACCUACAACACCUGGAUACAUGUCAGUGAAACGAGAAUUCUUUCCAGAUACGCCAUCAGAGCCCAACACAAAUGGACGACUUUUGUGGGAUUUCCUUCAACAACUUCUUAAUGAUCAUCAACAACGUUACAGCAAUUACAUUGCCUGGAAGUGUCGUGACACUGGUGUCUUUAAAAUUGUUGACCCUGCUGGUUUAGCUAAGCUUUGGGGAAUUCAGAAAAAUCAUUUAUCAAUGAAUUAUGACAAAAUGUCACGUGCCUUAAGAUACUAUUAUCGUGUAAACAUUCUUAGGAAGGUUCAAGGCGAAAGACAUUGUUACCAAUUUUUGAGAAAUCCAAGCGAGUUGAAAAACAUUAAAAACAUUUCACUUCUACGACAAUCAAUGGUGAAUUCAAGUCAGCAACAGUCAACGACAUCAUCACAAAAUCAUCAAAGUAAUUCAAAUACGACGUCUGCUGCUGCACUUCAAGCUUCAGCUUUAGCGAGUUUACUGCCACAAAGUACAAAUUUACAACAGCUUACAGCAGCAUUAGUUCAAAAUAAAUUGGAAUACAACAAGAUUGAUGAUGAACCAACUGACUUGUCAACAUCGAGUAAUGCAGCAGCUGAAAGAUGUGGAAUGAAAUCAGAAGCUGAUUGUUAUCCACUUAUUCGUGGUUCAAAUGGAUUGACAACAAUUCAAUUAUUAAGACAGCAUCAAGAAAGUAUAGCCCAACAUUUGAAUAAUUCACAAUCACCAUCUUCAUCACCAACCUCACUUUCACCACCAAUUCAUCAUUUGUCCUUAAAGAAGGAAACCUCAACGCGUGAUCAAAGCGACGAAGAUAUGCCAACUGAUUUGAGAAAAAAUUAUGACUGAAGCUCAAAGUAAAAUUUAGAAACAUUUUUUUAUAUAUUUUUAUUAUAAUUUUCAUUCGGACAUUUACGGUGGUUAUGUGAUAAAUAUUGGUAAGAUUCAUUUGUGAGAAAGAGAAACAUGAAACCACAUUUUUAUACAUGAAUAUUCUAAAUACAUAGAUAGAUAGUUGAUUAAAUAUACGAAAGGAAAAAUCUAUUAAAUUUGAUAUCAUCAGAAAAUCUGAUACAAUAAAUUACGUGCCAACUUUAAAAAAUAAGCUGAAGUAAAGAAAAUUUCAAUCAACUUUGAUAAAAAGAUGUAAAGAAAAAGAGAAAAAUUAUCUAAAAUGGUUU